This is a messenger RNA of Carassius carassius (crucian carp), 2980 nucleotides long. RefSeq names its product phosphatidate phosphatase LPIN1-like. The record is from RefSeq and is a predicted model, not a curated record. The transcript is spliced from 20 exons. NCBI's taxonomy places the organism in Eukaryota, Metazoa, Chordata, Actinopteri, Cypriniformes, Cyprinidae. Gene Ontology annotation, biological process: cellular response to insulin stimulus; positive regulation of transcription by RNA polymerase II; triglyceride biosynthetic process. The coding region runs from base 56 to 2497 and encodes 813 amino acids. Gene Ontology annotation, molecular function: phosphatidate phosphatase activity; transcription coactivator activity. Gene Ontology annotation, cellular component: nucleus; mitochondrial outer membrane.
UGUCCUUCACUCCUCUGAAAACACGAUGAGCUGAGCGAAGCUAGAGACUCAGACCAUGAAUUACGUAGGUCAGCUGGCGGGGCAGGUGUUUGUGCAGGUGAAGGAGCUCUACAGAGGUCUGAAUCCUGCCACUCUGUCCGGCUGCAUAGAUGUCAUUGUUGUCCGGCAGCCAGAUGGAGCUCUGAUCUGCUCUCCAUUUCAUGUACGCUUCGGAAAAAUGGGUGUCCUGAGAUCACGAGAGAAAGUGGUGGACAUUGAGAUCAAUGGGGAACCUGUGGAUUUGCACAUGAAGCUGGGCGAGAACGGAGAAGCUUUUUUUGUCAAGGAGACAGAAGGCGAUCAGGAAGUGAUUCCAUCUUACCUGGCCACUUCUCCCAUUCCGUCUGACGGGGGGCUACUGAUGGGCCCCAGCCGCGAGAAUGCAGCGAUGAAGAAGAGGAGGAAGAGGAGAAGGAAGUGCAGAGUGGAGGAUGUGAAGGUGGAGGAGAGUGUGGAGUUCUCAGAGGAAGAACUGUUCAACAUCGACAUCAAUGACAGCGAGGAGCCCGAUCAAAACAGAGACUUGAUGAAUGGAGGUUCAUCCACUGAAAACAAACAAAACACAAUUCAUGCCUGUUCAGAUGGAGAGUGGAGUCCUGUUCACAGUGCUAAUGUGUCUCGUCCGUGCACACCUAAAAGUGACUCUGAGCUUCUUAGUAAAGAUCAGCAGGAGGAUUCGGCCAUGUUGUGGUCCUGGGGGGAGUUACCGCAAGCUGCCAAGCCAUCGUUUCUGUCAACGAAACCAGAUGUUUUGCCUGCGUGUCCACUGUCAAUCCCGGUCUCUGACAACACACAUUUCAGAGUCAUCCCUGAGAUGGCCACCCAUGGCCAUGACAGAAACGGGACAUUACAUUCUGAUGGCCAAUCAAACAGAGCCAAAGAGCAGGAUGUGACACCAGCGGCUUGGGUGAUGUCAGAGGUUGAGGAGGGCGGAGCAAAGGCUGGACCCCGCCCACAAAACAAGACUGAUUCCCCUUCUAAAAGAAAAGAUAAGAAAAGCCGCCAUCUGGGUUCUGAUGGCGUGUAUUUGGAUGAUAUAAAAGAUCUGGAGCCAGAAGUGGCGGCACUUUACUUCCCUAAAAGUGGUUCAGAGCAUUGUGGUGAGAACAGCGUCCGCAGUGAGACUGUGUCUCCUCAGUCCAUGUGCAGCUCGGGAGCCGACAGCGGCGUGGACAGUGAAGACAUUCCCUCUAUGGCCAUCUCUCUGUGUGGAGGACUCACAGAAGACAGGGAGAUCACUAAAGAGCAUUUCCAGCAGAAGUCUGUGUCAUUUCAGCAGUUUGCUGAUAAUCCAUCCAUCAUUGAUGACCCUAAUCUGGUGGUGAAGAUCGGCUCUAAGUAUUAUAACUGGAGCACCGCUGCUCCUAUUAUGUUGGCUAUGCAAGCAUUCCAGAAACCAUUGUCUAAGGCCACCAUAGAGAGACUUAUGAAGGAGAAAAUGCCCAGAAAUCAAGGAAAAUGGUGGUUUUCAUGGCGAGGAAGAACAAACAGCACUAAACCGGAUUUAGUCUCAGGCGGUUCAGCAUGUCCUGCAGGAGAUGAGACCAUCAAGAACAGGCGGAAAGACGAAUCCUCCUCCAGCGAUGAAGACUUAACUGCAAAACAAAUCCCUGUCCCUGUUCACACAGACCCCGCCCCUGCAGGAGGGGGCGUGUCCUAUCAGAAAACACUUCGCCUAUCUUCAGAACAACUCGUCAGUCUGCAGUUAAAGGAUGGUCCUAAUGACGUGGUGUUUAGUGUGACGACUCAGUAUCAGGGCACGUGUCGCUGUGAGGGAAUCAUCUACCUGUGGAACUGGGAUGAUAAAAUCAUCAUAUCAGACAUCGACGGCACAAUCACCAGGUCAGAUAAGCUGGGGCACAUUCUGCCCACGCUGGGUAAAGACUGGACCCAUCAGGGCAUCGCAAGCCUGUAUCACAGCAUCAGCCAGAAUGGUUAUAAGUUUCUGUAUUGCUCUGCGAGGGCGAUCGGUAUGGCUGACAUGACGCGGGGUUACCUGCACUGGGUCAAUGAGAGAGGAACCAUGUUACCCCAGGGACCCGUUUUACUGAGUCCCAGCAGCCUGAUAUCAGCACUGCACAGGGAGGUAAUCGAGAAGAGGCCGGAGAAGUUUAAGGUGGCAUGUUUGACAGACAUUAAGAAUCUGUACCUCCCAAACACUGAGCCUUUCUACGCAGCGUUUGGGAACAGAAACACUGAUGUGUUUUCCUAUAAGGAAGUUGGUGUUCCCUUAAACAGAAUCUUCACUGUCAAUCCUAAAGGAGAACUGAUCCAGGAACAUGCAAAGACCAACAUCUCAUCGUACGUGCGUCUAGGUGAGGUCGUGGAUCAUGUUUUCCCGCUCCUGAAGCGCAGAGGUUCUUGUGAUUUCCCCUGCAGUGACACCUUCAGCCAGUUCACCUUCUGGAGAGAACAGCUCCCCCUCUUGGAUGGACAGAUAGUGAACACCACUCGCUGAACAGCUGCACUGACCUACACACAACAUCACGUGUGGAUGGACAGACGCUUGCAUAAACUGAACACAGAAUGAAAUCAGUGUGAUUAUAUGAAAAUCACACAUAAUAUACAUGUGUGCAUCUGAACUUCAGAAAAAAUUGCACUUUCUUUCAAAGAAGUCUUCCCAUGUCACUUGUGAUUUAGAAUAUAUUGUUAGUUGAUUUGUAAAAAUUAGCUUAGAUUCAAUCAUUUUUCAGUUUUGCUUGUGGCGAUCACAAGCUUUUGUUGUGAAAAGCAUCUGUUAAUAUAUUCAUUUACUGCAAGAACAAUCCAUCAUAUCAGGACAGUGAGUUUGUUGAUAUAGAUUUCCACAAAUUAUCAAAAGAGUCCUGAAACUGAAUGUUACAUUUCACAUAAUUUAAAAUGCCCAGGUCAUAUUUCACCCCAGAAUCAAUAUUUUACCAUUUUCUGAUCAUCAAACACGUUUAUUUGUUAUUUUUAUUAC